Molecule: messenger RNA, 9404 nt
Organism: Coregonus sp. 'balchen'
Lineage: Eukaryota; Metazoa; Chordata; Actinopteri; Salmoniformes; Salmonidae
Source: the annotation of a GenBank genome assembly
AGGCAGGUACUAGGAAGCACCAUAGUACACGUAGGUAGGUGUAACGUUUGGCUUUUUAAAUAGUGAAUAUUGUAUUUCAUGAGUAUGUCAGUUAUUUUUUAACAGUCUGGUACAUUGAAAUAUGUUAUUCUGCUUUAAUUAACUGUCAAUUGUGUUCACACAGAAAUGGUGGCAAAAGCUAACCAGCUCUUCAGUUAGCAUUCGCUAGCUAGCCCCAGACUAGCAGCCAAGCAAGAGUAACGUUAGACGAAAACUUCUAACUAACGUUAGCUAGCUAACGUACUACUAGCCAACAUUGAAACAUAGCUAGCUAACUAACUUAUGGAUGUGAAGAUCUAGCAACGUAUAAAAUUGCGUGGCAGCACGUUAUCAAACCCAAACAUUGUUUCUAUUUUUAAACAGGUGUUUACAAUGGACCUUCCACAUCAUGGCUACCGAGCAAGUGGUAAGUAGCUAGCUACAGGUUAUCUAUCUGCUACAGCUAACUAAUAAUGUAGCUCGCUAGAGUUAGGUAACGCCUCGAUCAUACCGACGGUAUCAUUGCAUUUUGGUACACCAGAAGUACAUUCAUUUCCAAUGGAACGCUGCGUUUGCCUUGCAGCAUUGCGUUGCAAUACGUUCUGUGUGGUGCACACGUUGGGUUUAUCGAAUGUAUGCGUCAAACUGUAUGAGUAGACGGCUUGACAGAAAUGGUAGCAGAAAGUGAAUGUUAAACUUUUGUUACACACAACCAGAUGAUGAUGCAUACUAUUUUGUUCAAACGCUAUCGGUGUGAUCAAGGCGUGAGGCUUUCAUUGCAUCCUGCAUGGCAUGGAUAUUGUUCGUAGCUACAGGUUGCAUACUCAUAUUGUCACGCAUAAUUGCCUUAGGACUGUUAUGUAUUGUCAUACUUCACCCUAGCCCAUUCAUAGACACUAACUGAAUCAGAAUCUGUGCGUUACAUGCUGACUAGACUGGGCACGCGCAUGUUGAUUUUGUUAAUCCACCCCAGACAAUAUCAGGAAACGCAGGUUGAAAUAUCAAAACGAACUCUGAACCAACUAUAUUAAUUUGGGGACAGCCCGAAACGCAUGAAAUAUUAAUGGCAAUAUAGCUAGCUAGCUUGUUGUUGCUAGCGAAUUUGUCCUGGGAUAUGAACAUUGGGUUGUUAUUUUACCUGAAAUGCACAAGGUCCUCUACUCCAACAAUUAGUCCACAUAUAAAAGGGUAAACCUAGUUCGUUUCUAGUCAUCUCUCCUCCUUCAGUCUUCUUCUUUGGACUUUAUAUGGCGGUUGACAAACAACUUUAAGGCGCAUUACCACCACCGACUGGCGUGUGGCGCUCAGUUCAUCUUUCAAUCACACAUGUGGGUAUAUGAUCCUAAAAACCGAUGGGAGAGGUGGGACUUGCAGCACGUCAAAGUUAUAUUUUAGCGCCUGGCUACGCAGAUGCACGCGGGCAGUUUGGAUGAAAUUAUUGAAUAACAUGUAUGUGUACAUUUAUUUUGCAACGCUCGUGCACGUAACGCGAGCGGUGUGGUCAGCAUGUUAGACCUCUAACGCACAGAAGGCUCCGACUCAAACUCCCAUUCACCAAUUCUGCAAGCGUUAUAAUGUCAAAAUACGUUCGUUCAUAACCAAAUAUGGAGUUUCGCUGAGUAACUAUCUUAAUUUACUCCUGUUACGGCCGAUAUGUAUUUCCAAAAAAGUUCAAAAUUAUAAUGUACAUUAUAAAGCUUGCAGAGCUGGUGAAUGGGAGUUUGAAUCUGAGCUUUCUGGGCGUUAGAGAGGUCGCUAAUGCACAGAUACUGGUUCAGACGUUAAUUUUUUAGCGCCUAUUGACGAUAGUAUAUUCUGGUCUGGGGAUAACUGCGUUGCUGAAAAUUAGCUUGCAAAAAAACAGAACACUCCGCCAGAAGCCAGAAGUUAAAUAAAAUUCAAUAUCAACUUACUCUGUCAAUUGUCCUUAUGCAGGGGCCAAUUUGAGAAAACCCCCCAUCUAAUGGAACUUAUAAUUAAACAGAAUUUCCAAACGUGGGUCUAUUGUAGACCCAUGCAGUUCCUCAGCAAGGUCAGUUCCUCUCUGCUUACCUCAUGUCAAAAUAAAAGUCCCCCACAAGGUCUUGUUUUUUUUUAGGUCAGAUAUGACACACGUUGACAUGAGAUAAGCGGAAAGGAAGUUGGUCUACAACAGACCUAUGUUUGGAACAGCUGUUUAAUUUAUGUUCUAUUAGAUGUUUUUUCAUAAUUUACCCCCUACAUAAGGACUAACCCUACGGACAAUUGACAGUUAGUUGAAAUUGAAUUUCAUUUCACUUAUGGCUUCCGGCGGACUAUUCAGUUUUGUUUGCAAGUUAAUUUCUAGCAACACUAGUGUGUAAAUACGAGCGUUGCUAAAAGCAGCUAGCUGGGGGAGUUUUGUUAAGAGCCCCGAUGCUUGCUCUAAACAUUAAAGCACAUUGCUUGCGAUACGGUUUUGGAAACAUAAGGAACGUAUCUUUCAUAUCAGCAAGGAAAUAAUAAACAAUUAAAAAAUGGUUAAAUUACUACACACCUUUUUUUAAAAGGGUUAGGGUUCCCACAUGGCCAUAUUUCCAUAUUACAGCGCUUGUUUACGGAAAACAAAUGGGAGACAGUCGACUCCCCAUCUAUUGAGAAUCGAUUCAUGUUUAGAGUUUUUGGCUGCCAGAGCCAAUUGGCCUCUAAACAGAACCAAGGUCCUUGGACUAUAAGGAGUAACGUUAGGCUCCUUUAGUCCAUUAUUGGGCUAGCUCCACCCAUGCCUUAAAUAUUACUUUCCUUAUUACAAUUAUGUAUAGAAAGUCAUUUUUCACAUCACAUUUAUUAUCAAUACAACAUUUCUGAUAUGACAUCAUACAAUACUACACUCUUACACACUACCCAAUUAUCCUCAUCCCCAUUUGUCCCUCUGUAGCAAAGCCAAGAGCUCGUGCAGCUCCACCCGCCGGGGACCCUCUCCUCUUUGAAGAUACCAGUUCGGCAGCGCCACCAAUGAACAAUCAGGGUUACUACACCCCUGGGUACAACAUGGGAGGGGCUCCAGCUGGAGGGCCAGGGGGUGCUGGGGUCAACAACCUGUUUGCUGACCCAAUGGCCAGUGCAGCCAUGAUAUAUGGCUCUUCCCUGGCCAACCAUGGAAAGGAUAUUGUCAACAAGGAGGUGAGAAAAUCACACUACAGACCGGUCUCAUUGUCAUUAGGGUGAUGGCUACGUUCCAACAAAUGAAGAGUUAAAUAGACUAGAGUUGCCGCUGGUGUAUUGCUUAUGUCUGUGGAUCCUUUCAGAUCCACUCGGGCAUGGGAUGAGGUUUUAUUAAUGGCCUUCAGCCAGAUAGGAUGGUCAGUGUAAAGCCGUGCAUGAGGUAGCCACAUGAGCUAUAGAGCUGGUAUGCAUCUGUUACUUGGCUCAGUUUGUGGCUGAUGGCGCCUACUGUUGACCUCUUCCAUAGUUUGUUCCUUAGAAGCAUUGUGACACAAUGCUCUGUCGGACUCUUGAGGCUGGAUGAGACUUAGCCCAUUUUGAAGACGACAGUGGAACCCUUGUCUAGCUGUAUAACAUUUACCCACUUUGCGAGUUAUUUGGCGACGCUUUACCGAUGUCCAAGCCUUUAUCUGUAAUCGGUAGACGAUUCUGAUUAGGAAAUUGUGGUCUGCAUCGCUGAGCAGUGCCCAGUAAAUAAUUAAAUCCAAUUGUUGGAUGCUACCACCCCCUCCAAAUCAAAACCAAACAUGGAUUCCAUGUUGUGUUCUUGCUUUGCGCCGACACCUGUCUGUUUCACGCCUGUUUGUCCUAGCUAAUCAGCCUCGCAGACAGGAAACAGACGAAGUAGAAUGGAGCAUGUAUGGGCAAACAUUGACAUCCAUGUUUUGAUUUGGAAGGGGGUGGUAGCAUCUAACAAUUUGAUUUAAGUCUAUCUUGGGCACUGCUCAGCGACGCAAACAACGAUUUCCUAAUCAGAACCGUCUACUGGUUACGGAUUAAGGACGUGGGAGAAGUGUCGCAUCAAACAAGCAUAGGCACUGGUCGGCAAAUAACCUGCAAGGUGGGUUAUGUUAUACUGAGAUUCAAUCUCUGUCUAGUACGACUGGGCUAGAUGAGACUGUGCCAACCAUCUUUGAUUCCGCUUAUCAUCAUGACAGUUAGAAAUUCACCUGUACAAUCUCUCUUCAGAUCAGCAGGUACGUGUCUGUGAACAAGCUGAAGUAUUUCUUUGCCGUCGACAGCAAAUAUGUAAUGAAGAAACUUCUGCUCCUCAUGUUCCCAUACACACACCAGGUAAUCAAGUCAUUUUAUUACACCAAACACACCAUGUCACGUUUUUGCACAUUAUGCUUUACAAAGUAUGAUCUUCAACAGCACUGUAGCACACACUGGUGUGUCAAGGUCAUGAAGACAGUCUUGGCAUUCCUCCUUCGUCUCGUCUCAUGUUCUCUUGUACAUAUCAGAUAGUCGGGCCUCCAAACAAGAUAAUCAUUCUUUAAUCACCCUGCUAGCAUGUGUGUGUUUUGAUGUUGUCGUCACACAGAAGAUGAAUGUUUUCUCUAAUGUUGCAGGUGUAAAAAGGACAGAUGCAUUUGUGCUUCAGCAAUGUUUAUAUUAACAAGCAUGAUACGUUUCCACAAAUUACCCUACUCAGAUUAGGAUAAAUUGUUACAGACAUUCUUUGACCUGCUAAAUGUUAGGUCCAGUAAGAACUAUAUGUUUGUGCUUCUCUAUGAUGCUGUGUAAAUCCAUUUCACAUGUUGUAAUGUCAAUAGGACUGGGAAGUUCGUUACCACAGAGACACUCCUCUCACACCCAGGCAUGAUGUGAAUGCACCCGACCUUUACAUACCUUGUAAGUACGUUAUAUUGAAACCGGUAUAUCAGUAAGAUGUUUAAUAUGGAAGUGGCAAUCUUUUGAUUGGAAUAUACACAAUGAAUUUUGAUUUGAUUAUUACUGUAUUGUUUUUCAGCGAUGGCUUUUAUCACCUACAUUUUGCUUGCUGGGAUGGCCCUUGGCAUUCAGAACAGGUUACUUCAACUACUUUUUUUCUUUUUUUUUACAACUAUACAAACAUUGCCAAGCAAAUAUAUUAUUUCUGGAAUGUUAGAUACUGGGUCACUGAAAUGAAUACAUUGUAUUUGUUAAUGAAUCCACCAACUAAUGUUCUCCCCCCUUAUCACCAUUUUCUCUUCUUCAAUGGAAGGUUCAGUCCAGAGGUCCUUGGUCUGUGUGCCAGCACUGCUUUGGUGUGGGUCGUCAUAGAGGUCUUGGUCAUGUUGCUGAGUCUCUACCUUCUCACUGUUCACUCUGACCUAUCCACCUUUGACCUCAUUGCCUACAGUGGAUACAAAUAUGUGGGGUAAGGGCUCCAUUAGAUCUAUAGCUAGGUUUCCAUCCAAUUGGCCACGGAUUUUCAUGUGAAUAUUCUAAAAUCUGCAUGUAGAAUAUAUGUGAAUUUUCCCACCAGUGGUGUGUUUCCACCAAACAAAUUUGUUGCGGAUUAAAAUCAGUGCAUGAUAACGUAGUGCAUACAACAUGGAUUUUUUCGCUGAAGUUUUCAUGUACCGAAUAAAAAUCUAAAGUUAAGUGUUUCCAUCACAUUUUCAACCCUACUGAUGAUUUUGUCACAAAUAGUUCCGUUAAAUAGAAAACGUUGCCUACUCUGGUCUUACGUGCGCUCUAGCCAACAGCUGGCAGAUACAGUGCGGGUAGGUUAGUCUACAUUAUGAGAUUAUUAUGGAUAAGAGCAAGAAUAUUUUUUGGGGUGAGCAUCAAGCUCACUGUGCACUUUCACCAUCAUGUGAAGUUAAUCGUAACUGGUUUCAUCUGUAGCCUAAUAAACUGCAUGGUUUCCCGAGUCAUAGUGGGAGGACCACACACCAUAUAAUCGUGUGACUCCAAGUUUACUUCGAUGUGAUGGUUAUUAUAUCAAUAUUUUGCAUAAAGGCGUUUCCACUGCCAUUUCUCAUAUAAUUAGUUUUACAGACACAAAACGAUCCUACCAUGUCGAACGAACAAAUUCUCUCUGCAUUUAUAAAAUUGUACCGAAACAGCUGUCAUUAUUUUUUUUAUAUACGGUAUGACUUCACUCACACUGUGGAUGGAAACGUGGUUUGUUAUCUAUACUCUGUAAGGGAUUUAUUUUUUUACCUCACGUUGUUACAUUUUGCUGACAUUACUGUGAUACCCCUGGAUUUUUAAGGAUGGUUCUUUGUUUUAGGAUGAUUUUCACAGUGCUGGGUGGUCUGCUGUUUGGCAGUGAUGGGUACUUCGUGGCUCUCGCCUGGUCAUCGUGUGCCCUUAUGUUUUUCAUUGUAAGUCCGAAUUUUUCGUACCUUGUUAUGCAUGAUAGUAAGCAAGUUGACAUGGUUUAAUUUGUUUUUAUGUCUUUAAACUUUAUGUCCAAGAGUAAACAGCAUUUUUAUCAUGCCAUCAGGUCCGCUCUCUCAAAAUGAAGAUUCUGUCGUCUCUCUCCCAUGACUCCAUGGGGGCUGGGGCGAGUGCCAAACCAAGACUUCGCCUGUACAUCACCUUGGCCACCGCCGCCUUUCAGCCAAUCAUUAUCUACUGGCUCACCUCACAUCUGGUCAGGUGACCUGGUACGGGGUCUGAUGCUGAGGUCCUUUGGUAUUGAACUUUAAAAAAAACACAUGUUGAUGCUUCCUACAAACUUGGUUCUUGUGAGUGUCCGUGUUACCUGCCUUUCAGCUCAUCUGCCAGAGAAAAGGGGAUUAUAGAUAUCGAGCUCUAUCUUGUGUUAAGUUUUUUGGUUAAAGUUUUAAAUGAACAUUUAUUUUUGACUUCUCUACAGUGUGAGACUUUAGUAUGCAAGACACAUUGAUUGUCACAAUGGAAGGAUUUGAUGUUUUCCCACCAUGAGUGUUUUACAUACUGUCCAUUUUGGCCCCCUUAUUUAUAGAGAAAGAAGGGUUUUGUAUUCAUGAAAUUGGAAUAUGGUUUUGAAAAAAGUUUCACACCACACUCCAGUUUUUCCUCUAAAGUUUCCUGUGUAUGUUGUCCAUUUGGGCUUACCAGAAAUGUUGCAGUAUGGUUAAAUAUAAAAUGAUUGAGCUACUCUGAGGAUGUGCUACCAGUGCAGUCUUAUCUUCCCCAUUUAUCCUUAACUGUUAAACCCUCUUAUUAUUGAUCUAAACUUUAUGGAGCAUGAACAACAACCAGUGUUAUGUUUUUUUGUAGAAAAAUAAACAUAUUUAGCUUUGAAUUUUAACCAUGCCUCUGUCAUUUUGUUAACAAUGGAAAGUUUCAAUGGAAAAAUGUCUGUUCAGUUUGAUCAUCCUUGGCCUUAAAUUUGGGAAUGCUGUGACUGAGUCAAAUCUGGAAAGUGGUUUGUCUACAUGUGUUGGGAAAAGGAAAAGAUUGAACUGUAUCUUUAAGGCGGGAACGCGCAGGCGACGCGCAAUCUGCAAAGCGUCCUUUUGGUUUCCAAGGGAACGCUAGAAAAGAUAGAAGGCGAACGGGCAGGAAUUGGACUUCGAUUCUUCGAAUGGAAAUCAGACAAUAUUUUAAACUUUUGAAUGGUAUAUUUUGCAUAACUCGAGACUUACUAAUAUCCCCUGACAACUAAUACGUUGCUUUAUCGGUAAGCAAUGCAUUGUUUUUUUAUACUCUUUGAAGUAUUUCUGUCAGCACCUGAGGGGGAAUUUAACAAAAGACUGCUUGACUGAUUGUGCUAAAUGUAACUUUAUAUUCUACCGCCAUUUCCCGAAGUAUGAGCACAUUGAGCAGCAUGUUGAGCACCAUGUGGCUUCAUGAGCAGUCUACUUUAUUUACCCUUUUGAAUUAAAACUAGUUUUCCAAUCAGAUGGAUUUUAUGCAUCCACCGUUGCAAUGCCUUUUUGCCACUGUAGCUGUUUGAAUCUGCAAGUAUAGCUAGCUAAAUCAUUAAUCCAAAACCAGAAGAGAAAGGGGGAGAACUUUGUUCAGACUUGUCUUAAUCUUUAACUUGAUAAUGUAUAUUUUUUUUAAAUAAUCUUACCAACUGAAUGAUCGGCAUGCAGGGCAAGGAGUAGACUGACUCACUUAAUUAAUCAGUGGCUAAAUGUUGUAAGAUCACCUGAUCUGGUCUACCAAAGCUGUUAUAAAUUGGGUUUGCGUACGUUUUUCAAAUUGUGGAAAUGCAUUGCCAUUAACUUGAGCUGGAUUUUUCUCCAUGCCAUUUAAAUAAUGUUUGUCUGCUCUGCUUUGCUUUGCCCAACAGAUCAACUAUUGAAUGAGUGUAUAAGAAGUCUUCUGCUGGGAGAGAGAUGGAGAGUGACACUCACACACUGCCACCCCUCCCUACAUCUCUUAUUUAUCCCACCACUCUUUACCAGUCCCCACCUUUCUCCUCCUCUCUUCUGCAAACUUCUUCCACUGUCCAUGUUUCACUCCCUCGCUCUCCUCUAUCGAUCCCACCAUCCCCUACUCAGCUUUCCCCCACAGCCGCAGCUUCCUUUCACCUCAAGACUGAAUCUCUCUCCCCUCUUUUAGACUCCCUGUCUCCCCCUCAGUUCCUUGACGUACAAAACUUACACUGCCUCAACUCUCCAACCACAUCUGACCAAGAUGACUUGACCUGCCUCAACUGGUUGCAUCAAAGAGGCAACUUGCUUCCCCUGCAACCCCUGCCCAAAACAACACUGCCCCAGCUGGAGCCCCAGGAUCCCAUACCUACCCCACACCUUCCUCCCUUCCUAUCCAAGCCCCCUUACUCCUUCAGCAGUCUAAUCUUCAUGGCGAUAGAAGACUCGCCAGACAAGAGGCUCCCAGUGAAGGGUAUCUAUGAAUGGAUAUUGAACAGCUUCCCCUACUACAGAGCAGCACCUGGGGGAUGGAGAAACUCUGUUCGACACAACCUGUCUCUGAGUAAGAGCUUCCGUCGGAUUCACAGGGACAAGAGCCAGGUGAGAUGUGUUCACUUGUCUUCAAUGUGCCCUUUUGCAUUAAGUCUCACUUUCUGUUUGAAAUAAUAGUGUUUUGAGAUAUUUAAGAUUGUGUAUGAUGUGUUUUUCAGUCGGUGGGGAAGGGCUCAAUGUGGUGCGUGUGUCCAGAAUAUCGAUACGCUCUUCUGGAGGUGCUUAGGAAGACCCAGUAUUACCACAGCACUAACAGCAACUUACUAAACAACCCUGCAUUGUGAGUAUGAACAAACACAGUUUACUGCAGUUUAGUUCACAGUGCCAAAUAUCUCAAAUCCUUCUAACUGUGACUACCACCCAAAUUCUUGUUGGUUAAUGAAUGUGGGUUAAUGAUUUUGUCUUACAAUAGCAGGCUUAUCACAGCCCAGUCAGACCCUUACCAGUAGUCCAACUAACUGUAUGUCUUCCCUCUCUGUCCUGUGCAGGUUGGAGGGAGCAGAUUAUGGAAUAUCUAUGGUGUGUGACACUGUGGAGAUCUCAGGUUAGCCCUCCUCCAUCACU